AAGUUUUAUGCUUUCAAGGAAAAGCUUUACUCUCACACUUCAAUUCUCUACUUUGACUUGCAUAUGACUCGCUCUCACUUACUCUCUAUGCUUUGUUUUGCUCUGCUGGAUCUCCAGUAUAACACAACUGCGGAGUUUUAUAUAUAUAUAUAUAUAUAUAUAUAUGGGCACAGAGUUCUAGGCAUGUCAUACUAAACAUGGAAGCUUUCCAAAUAUUUAUACAGAUUAAACUUUUAAUCAAUUUUAAUUUUCCUUCCCCAUUAAAGAUAUAUAUUUUUCUUUCCACAUUUAAGCUUUCCAAAUAUUUUUGAGACUGAUUUAGAUAACCAAAGUUUUUCAAUGCUGAGAAAUUAGCAUUUGCUUUCCUAGAAAACAUUAAGAAAAGUUAGAAGAUGGUGAAUAUUGUAUCAAAGUUUUGUCUUUAUAUUUUAAUUCUGUUUUCUCGAUUGGAUUAUUUACAUUUUUUUAUUGAUUGGCCAUCAUAUUCCUUAGGCAUGAGCUUUCUUUAAUGGCCGCUAUUAUAUUUUAUAGUAUUAUAUUGUAUAUAUGUAUAUGAAAACAGCGCAAGUUCAGUUAAGUCAGUUUGCCCCAGUUCCCCAAACUUUUUCUUUUUUCUUUAAAAAGUAGUUUAAAGCCAUGAGCUGGUCCAUACACAGUCACAGACCAGAUCUUGGAAACUGCAGCAUUACCAUGAUUCUUCCCACACAACCUCAAAUUGCCUCUUCUUUCCUCUUCUUUUUAUACUCGUAACUCUCACACCUCUUUUUGUUCUUGCUUUUCUUUGCUUUCGAAGUAAAUUAUGAGGAAGCAGGUAUGUUAUUCUUUGCAUUUGAAUUACAUUUCAAAUUUUUUUCUGCUAACUAGAUGAUGCAAGAAGAUUGAGAAUGAGAGUAUAGGUUCUAUCAACGUAUGAUUCCUAAUCUCUGCCUUGUAUGUGCUUUACUUAUUGGCUGAAAGAGAGCUUGUAUGCAAAAGAUGGGUAAUUCAGUUUGGAUUUAUAGAAUUUGCGUUCUUUAUGCUUUCUGUGCACCAAGCAUUGUGUUUGCUUCUUUUACUUCUCAAGACAGUUUCUUCAUUGAUUGUGGGGGAAACAAGGUACUGGAACUCGAUGAUGGUCGAGUUUUUAAGCCUGACUCUGGGAAUUCAAUUGUGGGUUUAUCACCAAAUUCCCUCAUUGUGAUUUCAGACCCCCAAAUGACCAUUUCAGAUGAUGAUUCAGCUUUCUAUAAUUCUGCCAGAGUUUUCAAAGAAAAAUCUGCUUAUACUAUUAGCACUAAGCAGAUUGGUCGCCACUUGCUGAGAUUGCAUUUUUACCCCUUUGAGAAUCCACAUUAUGAUUUGAAAUCUGCAGUCUUUUCGGUGUUGGCUAAUGGAGUUACACUCAUGUAUAGGUUUUCCUUCUCAAACUCGAGAAGACUCACACCUUUUUUCAAGGAAUAUGCAGUUGAUUUGAGUGGAACAAGCUCGAAAAGAUUGUCACUAGCAUUGUCUCCUUCCAAUGGUUCAAUUGCAUUUAUCAAUGGGAUAGAGGUUGUUUCUUUGCCCAACAAGCAAUUCCCUUCCACAGCAAUGCCUGUUCCACUUGGACCUGAAGUUGAAAUUCCUCCACAUUUAGCUUUGGAAACAGCAUAUAGAGUAAACAUGGGAGGUCCACUUCUAACCCCAAAGAACGAUCCAUUAUGGAGGACUUGGGAACCAGAUUUUCCUUUCCUUCUAAAUCCUGCUUCUGCCCGGAAUGUUAGUGAAAAUCCCAGUUUGAUCAAAUACCCUGAUGGAGUUUCAGUUGAAAUUGCACCAAAUUGGGUUUACUCUACAGCUCAAGAAAUGGCGGAUGCGAAUGUUAGUGAUCAGAGGUUCAACAUUUCAUGGGAAUUUGCUGUUGAACAUGGCUUCACCUAUCUUAUCAGGAUGCAUUUUUGUGAUAUUGUUAGCAUAGCUCUUGAUAGAUUGGUUUUCAAUGUGUAUAUCAACAGACAAUCUGCUCUGGACUUUUUUGAUCUGUCUAGCAAAACAAUGGAAUUAUCAGCAGCCUAUUUCGUUGACAUUGUGGCAAAUCUUUCAACGGGUUCAGAUCGAAUUCUGGUUCAAGUUGGUCCUCCUGCUUCAAGAAAUCUCCCUUCCAAUGCAAUCUUGAAUGGUUUGGAGUUUUUUAAAAUGAGCAAUCCCCACGAAAGCCUUGAUGGGAACCUUCCAGCAGCUGGUAUUGAUUCCAAGAUGCCAGACAAGAAAAACUGGUUGGUGAUUGCAAUUUCUUCUGCAUCUGCAGGUUUUGCUCUUUUCAUGCUCAUAUCAGUAGCUUUAUUCUUGUACCUGCGAAAAACAUGUCCCAAGAAGCCAAAGCACCAGUGCUUAUCCUGGAUACCAGUUCCUACUACUCAAGUCAGAAAUUUGGAUUCAAAAGUUUCAAUUGGUAGUUCCACUUCAACAGCACAUUCUCUUGGUUUAAACCGGGUUCUAGCAUUCUCAGAGAUUCGUGAAGCAACUAAAAACUUCGAUGAGAGCUUGGUUCUUGGUGUUGGAGGAUUUGGAAGAGUAUACAGAGGAGUGCUGGAAAAUGGGACUUUGGUUGCAGUAAAGCGCGGAAAUCCAAAGUCCCAGCAGGGACUUACUGAAUUCAGGACAGAAAUAGAGAUGCUUUCCAAGCUAAGGCAUAGACACUUGGUUUCCCUUAUUGGCUACUGUGAGGAAUUCAAUGAGAGAAUCCUUGUCUAUGAGUUCAUGGCUGGAGGUCCUCUAAGGAAGCACCUGUAUGGCUCAAAUCUCAAACCACUUAGUUGGAAGCAACGCCUAGAAAUUUGCAUUGGAGCUGCAAAAGGAUUGCACUACCUUCACACUGGAGCAGCAGACAGUAUCAUCCACCGUGAUGUCAAAACAACAAAUAUACUUCUUGAUGAAAAUCUAACGGCAAAAGUGGCUGAUUUCGGGCUUUCCAAGUUAGGUCCUACUCUGGAUCAAACUCAUGUAAGCACUGCAGUGAAGGGAAGCUUUGGUUAUCUUGAUCCAGAGUACUAUCGUAGACAGCAACUCACGGAGAAAUCAGAUGUCUAUUCUUUUGGAGUAGUUUUAAUGGAAGUCAUAUGUGCUCGGCCUGCUAUAAACCCUGCCCUGCCAAGAGAACAGGUGAAUAUAGCAGAGUGGUCUAUGAACUGGCAAAAGAAAAGAAAAUUGGAGAAGAUAAUAGAUCCCCAUCUUAUAGGAUCUAUAAACCUUGAAUCUCUAAGAAAAUUUGGUGAAACAGCAGAGAAGUGUUUGGCUGAGCAUGGAAGUGAGAGGCCAACAAUGGGAGAUGUUUUGUGGAAUUUGGAGUAUGCUUUUCAACUUCAGGAGGCUUCUAUACAAACUUUGUCAGCUGAGAACAGUGCUAAUUACAUUCCAGAUAUUCCAGAAUGGCUCCCUCAGAUUGAAUCUACUAAUGGUGAUGGUGCCAAUACAACGAGUGACCGAGAAUUUGAUACAGCAUCAAGUAUGGUAUUUUCUCAGUUGAUGAAUCCAAAAGGAAGAUAAGUACUGAAAAAGGUUUAGCCUUCAUCAUACAUUCACAUGGCAAUGUUUUUUUCUAAUUACGAAGUUGUUGAUCAUGAUAUUCACUAGGAAUUCUACAAAAAAGAAAAGAAAAGAAAACUAGUUUCGACCAACAUAGUUUUUAACAGAUUAUGCAGUCAAAUCCUCAUUGUAUCAUGGAAAGAAGAAAUGCAAAGGAAAUAUGAAGAUAAUAUCAGUAUUUUUCUGUGACAUGGUUUGUUUUUUUUUUUUUUUUCACAGGAGCAUUAUAUCGUUUGUAGUUUUAACUGGUGUGAUAAACAUUAUAUCUCAUUUCUUGGCAGAAUCUUUUUG
Molecule: messenger RNA, 3834 nt
Organism: Ziziphus jujuba (common jujube)
Lineage: Eukaryota; Viridiplantae; Streptophyta; Magnoliopsida; Rosales; Rhamnaceae
Product: receptor-like protein kinase THESEUS 1
Exons: 1
Coding region: 967-3504 (845 amino acids)
Biological process (GO): protein autophosphorylation
Cellular component (GO): plasmodesma; plasma membrane
Molecular function (GO): transmembrane receptor protein tyrosine kinase activity; ATP binding
Source: RefSeq, a predicted model, not a curated record